GCAGCUCUCACACACACACACCCCCCCACUCACAGGGACAGAGUGUGUCCUCUGAGGUGGGACAUGGUGCCAUCAGUGCCACUGCUCUAGAUCCGGUCGGAGCAGGUCGGAGAGGGAAGGGAUUAGGAUUUAUAGACUUUCUGAGUCCAGCAACAUGCCGAGGUCCUUCCUGGUGAAGAGCAAAAGGGCCCACAGUUACCACCAGCCCCGCUGGCCGGACGAUGACUGCGCCACGCUGGACACUAUUCUGGCACAAGUGUGCGCAGCAGGGAGCAGAAGUCAGGGGGAGUUUGAAUCCAAGCUGGAGGCUGAGGAGAACAUGAGCUCCGGCGCUGACAGAGACUCCCCCGGAUCCAGCCGGAGGUCCCGGGGGUCGCUGUCCUCCAGCUCCCCGCUGAGCUCCGACUGUGAUUUCUGGCGUCCGCCGUCUCCGUCCUCCUCACCAGACUCUGAGAAAUGUCCCACACCCGCAGCGGAGGAGGCCCCCUUCCACAUCCCGCUCCUUCCUUACACCUGGUCGGCUUACAGCGGCUCAGAUCUGCGGCAUCUUGUCCAGGGGCCUCACCAGAGACAGCGGCACCUCAGGGGCCACGGGGGGUCCCACCCACCCGCAGCGGGCAGGCCUGUCUACGGGUCGGAGCUCGGCGGCGGCGGCGGAGAGCGCGUUUACGCGCAGCGGGGCCUCGGCGGUGUGAGCAGGUGUUACCAGGAGUAUCCACCGUGCGCAAACCGCGGGAUCUUCAGGGUGCGGGACGGCGGGGAGCUUUACGCGGGGGCCAAGCAGAAGGAGAUCAAAUCUGAGGAGGAUUUUAUUCUCUCUAAUCUGGAGGAACAUGGAUCCUAUAAGUGCAUCAAAUGCUGCAAGGUUUUUUCCACACCCCACGGCCUGGAGGUUCACGUGCGGCGCUCCCACAGCGGGACCAGGCCGUUUGAAUGCGGGAUCUGCGGGAAAACCUUCGGGCACGCAGUGAGCCUGGAUCAGCACCGAGCGGUUCAUUCACAGGAAAGGAGCUUUAGCUGCAAAAUCUGCGGGAAGAGCUUCAAGCGUUCCUCCACGCUCUCCACACACCUGCUCAUCCACUCGGACACGCGACCCUAUCCCUGCCAAUACUGCGGGAAGAGGUUCCACCAGAAGUCCGACAUGAAAAAACACACCUUCAUCCACACAGGGGAGAAGCCGCACAAAUGCCAGGUGUGUGGGAAGGCGUUCAGUCAGAGCUCCAACCUGAUCACUCACAGCCGGAAGCACACGGGCUUCAAGCCGUUCGGCUGCGACCUGUGCGGGAAAGGCUUCCAAAGGAAGGUGGACCUGAGGCGGCACAAGGAGACGCAGCACGGACUCAAAUAAGCAGAUCUGGUUGAAUCAAGCCCUUUCACUAAACAUGGGCCAGUCUUUUUGUUUUCUGCAUUGAUCUGCUGUUUUUUUUUCCUCACUAUUUAACUAUUUAUCAUUGGUUUUUACUUUAUAAUGAGGAACUUGAAUGAUAAAUUUCCAAGAUUGAAUAUUUGUAUCAGCUGUAUGAAUUUCCUGUUAUUUGUUAUACAA
This is a messenger RNA of Cyprinodon variegatus (sheepshead minnow), 1546 nucleotides long. RefSeq names its product zinc finger protein Gfi-1-like. Gene Ontology annotation, cellular component: nucleus. The coding region runs from base 155 to 1348 and encodes 397 amino acids. The record is from RefSeq and is a predicted model, not a curated record. The transcript is spliced from 7 exons. Gene Ontology annotation, biological process: regulation of transcription by RNA polymerase II. Gene Ontology annotation, molecular function: DNA-binding transcription factor activity, RNA polymerase II-specific; RNA polymerase II cis-regulatory region sequence-specific DNA binding. NCBI's taxonomy places the organism in Eukaryota, Metazoa, Chordata, Actinopteri, Cyprinodontiformes, Cyprinodontidae.